ACAAACCAUGGCCAGAGGUUGGGAGUCACAGCCAGGAGGGUUAGUGACGUGGUUUACAGUAUUUGGAUCGGGAAAUAAGAAGAGGCAGAGAAUCUGGCAUGUAAUUAAAGAUCUUCUUAGACCCGACCCAGCUUCAUGUGCAUGGACGAUUUUAUGCUGCUGCCCAUAGAGAUAAGGGGAAUGUGAUCUGUGACUGCUGCAUUUUGAUCGUGUUUUUUCACCUGGCAUCUCAGCCUCACUGAAUGGAUCGACAAGGUUGUUACACGUCUGAAUGAAAGAAACACCGAUUGGCUUACAGGAGACCUCAAGGAAACUUUUUUUAUACAUUUAUGGACGUCUUGUAAAUGACAUUUCAGUUUUCACUGUGAGUCCUCUGCUGGAAGUCCUCAUUUGAAGCCUUCAUCCGGAUUUGGGUUUAUCAUAUAAUUGAACUGUAUGUGUAGAGGUUGUUACCUGGAAGCUAAAACAUGGCACUUUUUGUGAAGGGUCUGUGUAACGGAGUAACCGACAAAGGGAUGGCUCAGUUCCAGGAAAUGAUGCGGCAGCAGCUGGAGAGCUCUAUGCAUGCGGAGCUGGAGAAACUGCUGGACACCACCACAGGCGCAGAAAGAGAGGUGUCCAGGAAAGAUUUUGAGGGCUUCAAGAAUCUUUUCCACAGAUUUCUGCAGGUGAAAGGGCCAUCAGUAGAGUGGACCAAGAUACAGAGACCUCCAGAGGACUCAAUUCAGCCCUACGACAAGAUCGCAGCUCGAGGCCUGCCAGACAACGUUGCUGACAGCUUGAACAAACUGGUGGUGGUGAAGCUAAAUGGAGGCCUGGGAACCAGCAUGGGCUGUAAGGGUCCCAAAAGCCUGAUCAGCGUCCGCAACGAGAACACCUUCCUGGACCUCACUGUGCAGCAGAUAGAGCACCUGAACAAGACCUACAACACAGACGUGCCCCUGGUUCUCAUGAACUCCUACACAGAUGAGGACACAAAGAAGAUCCUGCAGAAGUACACACACCACCGCGUCAAGAUACACACCUUUAACCAAAGUACCCGCGUCAACAAAGAGUCCCUCCUCCCCGUGUCCACAAGCUUGAGCAUGACUGGGCAGAGCGCAGAAGGCUUACCUCCAGGGCACGGAGACAUUUCGCCAGCUUCUACAACCCGCCUGUUGGUGGACCAGCUGAUUGCGCAGGGCAAAGAGUACAUCUUUGUGUCCAACAUAGACAACCUGGGAGCCACCGUGGACCUCCACAUCCUGCACCACCUGGUCAGCCAGCCCAACGGCAAACGCUGAGUUCAUCAUGGAAUGACAGAUAAGACACGGGCAGAUGUCAAGGGUGGCACACUGAUCCAGUAUGAUGGGAAACUGCUGCUGGAGAUUGCGCAGGUCCCCAAGGCCCAUGUAGACGAAUAAUCAGUCUCCAAGUUCAAGAUCUUCAACACCAACAACCUGUGGCUCUCAUUGGCUGCAAUCAAGAGGCUGCAGGAGCAGAAGGCAAUGGACCUGGAGAUUAUAGUCAACCCCAAGACAAUCGAUGGCGGUCAGAAUGUCAUCCAGCUAGAGACGGCCGUCGGCGCUGCCAUCAAAUGCUUCGACAAUGCCCUGGGCAUCAAUGUACCUCGCAGCCGCUUCCUGCCUGUCAAGACCACAUCAGACCUGCUGCUGGUCAUGUCCAACCUGUACAGCCUGGACGCGUCGCUCACCAUGAGCCCCAAGAGAGAGUUUCCGACAACGCCACACGUCAAACUGGGCAGCUCCUUCAAUCAGGUUCAGGAGUAUCUGACUCGCUUCGAGAGCAUCCCCGACAUGCUGGAGCUAGACCACCUGACUGUGUCUGGAGACGUCACCUUAGGGAAAAACGUUUCUCUCAAGGGCACCGUCAUCAUCAUCGCCAACCACGGAGAUCGGAUUGAUAUUCCAGCUGGCUCCAUGCUGGAAAACAAAAUUGUAUCUGGCAACCUCCGCAUCAUGGACCACUAACGCAUUGAUAUAACACAAACAAAACACACACACACAUCCUCAUCAUGUCGCCCAUUUGGCUUUAUCCCAGUCAUGUGACCUGUUUGUCAUGUUUCUCUGACACCAACAGAUUGUGAAAGGAAUUGUUUAUUUCCCUCAAGGCGGUGUGGAGUGUGUGAUUUCAUGUGCAGUUCCACUGUGCCGAGGAUACUUGGGACUGUUUAAACUGGGAUAUACUGCCCUCUACAGGCUAGUAGGAUAGUUAUAUGAUUAAACAUGUAUGAGUAUUAAUAACGAGCCAUACUUAGCUAUCACUUGAAAUAUUGAGCUGUAUCCAUGAUUAGAUUCUAGUUUUUAUUCUUCUUUUCGUUACUGCAGUGAUUUUGUUUCUGCAACCAGUAAAGACAACCCUGAAUACACGCGACGUAGACGGGGGCACAAUCAUUACACUGAUCAGAUUUACUGGGAGACUAAUGGGGCUACAUAUCUCAGAACAUCCUGGAUGAUUUUAAUCAUCUUCUUCGUCCUUACAGCACUGUUAGUACAAUCACAUAGCGUACUUAUAUAGAAAUAUUAAGUUAUGAUUUUUUUUUUGUAAUGGAAGAGUUUGGACCAUUUAAUUCAAGCACAUAAACCACACGUGGUUCCACGAUUCAGCUUUUACAAAUUAUGAUUAACAGAAUGAAAUGACCUAAAUAAUGUGCUACUAUAUUUCAUGUGAUAUUUAAUUCAUCAUUAGGGCUGGAGUGUUCAAGAAAGAAAAUACAAAAGAUUCAACCCUUCACCAAACCGUCCUGAAAAAGUGCUUGAAGGACAGAACAUCUUUUAUCUAUGUUACACAUUAUUCAUUGUUGAUAGCUUGUGAAUGAUGAUUGAUGAGUAAUUGACUUCAACUUUUUUUUUCCUGGGUUUCAAAUCUGUGCAGAAAAACUGAGUUCAAGUUUCCCCUCAGAAAGUAGAAAUAGAGCAGGAAGUUCUCACUGAGUUGGCCGUGGAUAAAAAAACAGGUGUACCAUUAAAAGAAAAAAGCAACAAAGGGCUUCAAGCUGCGAAAGAAUCCACUGUAACUUCUGAAAACUACUCUGCUGAGAGCGGUGAGAAUGAAUGAAAGCAUUCAAGAUUCAGGCUGGAAAACCAAAACCAGGAGCCUAAAGACUCUAAAAGCUCAGAGGAGCUGAGGGGAAGUGCACAGUCUGUUAACAAUUAGAUAUCCUGCUGUAAAUGUGAGUGACGCCUCCUCGUACAAAGUGUCAUUGGAUCUAUUUUAAAUCUAAGAAUAUUAAAAAGUAAAAGCUUUAAGUCACAACAUUAAUAGUGUAUAAUAACUUUGUGGAAUCAUAUAGAAACUAAGUUUGAGUAGAAGUAUGUGAAGUAUGUGCUGGUAAUCAAAUGGUGAAAUUCUUCCAAAGCGACUAUGACAUCCACAUAAAACAUGAUACACCAUGUUUCUGCUGGGGGUGUUUAUGACUCCAGUGUCCCUUGAGUUUGUGCCAUAGAGGAGAAACUAACAUUUUACCCAUGUGAUGCCUGAACCACCUCUGUCUCUGCCUUUUGACCUCAAUCCCAUUGUGAAAUUCCUGAACGAAGUCUGUAAUCAUCCAUACCCAGGCUUGAUCAAAAUGCCAUGAAAUCUCAUUUAAUAGCUGAAAACUGUGUUAUUUUAGAGUAACAGCCUUUACUAGUGAUGCAGGUGAUGAAAAAUAUCAACUAUGUUGUGCAUUAUCUUUGUUUUGAUCCAGUUUGUUUGCUCACAUUGUGACCUUAAUGUUGUAUGAAACCUCAUGCCUCCACGACCUUUACAAAUGUCCUCUCUGUCCAUCCUGUCACUCAGAAUUAACUCUUCACACAAACCAACAGAAUUGUUUUACACCUUCAGUCACACACGUUAACAGAUUCAGACAAUAAACAUUGUUGGAACAUGUACACAAAGUUAAAGUGUGAGAAUACUUGAGACGGGUCUAACGUGCAGACCGGACAACUGAAAGCAAUAAAUGUUAAUCUGUUACAGCGAUGAGGUCUCAGCCCAGCCCAGUUCUGUCACCUCAGAGCUGAAUAAAGUGCAAUAUGAAAUAAA
Molecule: messenger RNA, 4023 nt
Organism: Notolabrus celidotus (New Zealand spotty)
Lineage: Eukaryota; Metazoa; Chordata; Actinopteri; Labriformes; Labridae
Gene: ugp2b
Product: UDP-glucose pyrophosphorylase 2b
Biological process (GO): glycogen metabolic process; UDP-alpha-D-glucose metabolic process
Cellular component (GO): cytoplasm
Molecular function (GO): UTP:glucose-1-phosphate uridylyltransferase activity
Source: RefSeq, a predicted model, not a curated record